AUGCUCAGGCUGGGAAUACAAAGGCUCUCUUUGAGCCAGCAAACUCCACGCUCUUUGAAUACUUCUGUACGGAAGUUGUUAGCAUCUAAUUACUCAACAAUUAUUUCAAAACCCCACGGUUAUCAAAUAGCACCAAUUCAACCCCAUUCAAUAAUACCAUCAAGAUUACCACCAAUUAACAAACGUUCAUUCUCUACUUCACCUUUGACAAAUUUCACAAGACCCCCAAGAUUCCAAUCACGUCCACCUACUACAUUUUCAUUGAUAUGGCAUUUAAUACCUGAUGGAUUGAAAAUGAUACUAGCCAUAAUGGGGACCGCUUCUUUUAUAUUGUUUAUUGCAGCUCCAUUAAUUGUCAUUGUAUUACCACCAUUAGCUGUUGGUGGUUAUUUCGCAAUGAAGUAUUGGCUGAAGAAAAGAAGAGGUGAUAUGGACUCCAAAUGGAGGAAUUUAUUGAACACUCAUCUAACUUAUGAAGGUGCAGAUUUUGAUCAAAUUCAAUUGAAAAAUUUUACAUUAGAAAGAUUAAUCGAUGCUUUUGAAACUAAUGAAAAUGGUAUAACUGAAUUUUUUAAUGAUAGUAAAGAGCAACAUCAUUCAUUCCAUUCAAGAUUUGAAUUGACUGGUAUUGAAACUAUAGAUCAAGAUUUUAGAAUCAGUAAAAUGGGGAUUCAAGAAACUAUUAGUGUUCUUUCAUUUGGUCUUAAGGAUAAAGAUAGUAGAAUGGGGAGAAUUGCCACUGUGAUACUAACGUUACGUCCUAAACAAAUUAGAAAUCUUUUAGACCAAGGACCACUUCAACAAGAUGCCAUAAUUGAAAUCAAACCAUUGUUCAAUGCCUUCGGGAAAUCAUUUAUACUCAACACAAACAGCGAAUUUGACUCCAAACAUUCCCCUGAAAUCAUAGAUGUACGUCCACAUAACACAAGAAGAUACAAAUAG
Messenger RNA from Hansenula ciferrii, 942 nucleotides. RefSeq lists its product as uncharacterized. The coding region runs from base 1 to 942 and encodes 313 amino acids. Lineage: Eukaryota; Fungi; Ascomycota; Saccharomycetes; Phaffomycetales; Wickerhamomycetaceae. The record is from RefSeq and is a predicted model, not a curated record. The transcript has a single exon.